AACAAACUCCAACUUUCAGAGACAACCCAGUCUCUCAAACUCCACGCCACGAGCAUGACCUGAACGACGGCACGAACCCCCCAAUCAUCCACCCCUCGCGCCCACGCGCGCAUUCCCCGCAGUACUGCUGGAAUACGAACCCGCCGAAACGGGCGCCGCCGAACCAUGCGACUCUUCCUCCUCCCCGUAUCCACGCGACGGACCCUGAUCUACUGCGAGCGCAUGCACGACAAGCUUGCGAGCGAGCGCAGCUACCUCGACAAACUCACCAACAAAGCUAAUGAGACGUGGGCCAGCUGGGAAAAGGACGAGAAGAGUAUCGCCAACUGGAAAAAAACCGUCACUGUCUACGGCAACAAGGCCUUCAAGAGGAUUCCGUUCGAGGAAUGGGGCUUGAAGACGGUGCCAGCGCUUACAGCCAAGCGGCGGAAGCUGGAGCUGGAGGGCAAGGAGAAGGUCGAGGUGAUCUUUCCCAAGCGGUUUGUGCAUGAGGAGAGGGUGCCUGGCAUAUUGCAGCAGCUGGCGACGGAGCGUCAGGCGCUGCAUAAGAAGACGAUGAUAGGCAGCAUUGUUGCCAUGCCUUUUACGGCUCCCUUUAUGUUGAUACCUGUGAUACCAAACAUACCUUUCUUUUACCUCGUGUUCCGCGCAUAUUCGCAUUGGAAAGCUUUGACUGGCUCGAAGCACCUACAAUUCAUCUUGGAAAACAAACUCCUAAAACCUGUCCCCUCCUCAGAGCUCGACGAGGCUUAUGCUGCGGGGCUCAUGUACCCUACCCGCGAAGCAUCGCGCACCGCUCCACUCCCUACCCAGGAACAAGUGUAUGAGAUAUCCAGCGUCGUCGGCAAGCAAACGAACGAUGGCUCCGAAGACGUCAUGGUAUUACAGCGGUGGAAUGGCAAGCUGAUAGCUGAACGGUUCAAGCUUCCAGAGAUGGAGAUUGAGAUAGAAAGAGCAGUAGAGCAGGUAGAGACAGCGAUAAAGGGCAAGGAAGAAUUGCUCGAGGAGAAGCGCGAGCUUGAGCGAGCGACUGCUUCUCCGGACAAUGUGCAAACCAAAGAGCCCGCAGAUACGAAGACGCCGUCAGAGAAAUUUGGGGAAACAUUGCGGGAGAAGAAAAAUGAUAUCCCAAAGCGGUGACACAUCGUUCAGAAAACUUUGUAUCAUAAGGUGUAAGACCGCUCAACUUUUUGGUGUAGAGACAUGAACAUAACGCAUACUAAUCAAAACCCUGUUAUCACUC
Messenger RNA from Mytilinidion resinicola, 1243 nucleotides. RefSeq lists its product as uncharacterized. Lineage: Eukaryota; Fungi; Ascomycota; Dothideomycetes; Mytilinidiales; Mytilinidiaceae. Gene Ontology annotation, biological process: proton transmembrane transport; potassium ion transport. The record is from RefSeq and is a predicted model, not a curated record. Gene Ontology annotation, cellular component: mitochondrial inner membrane. The transcript is spliced from 3 exons. The coding region runs from base 166 to 1140 and encodes 324 amino acids.